Molecule: messenger RNA, 3379 nt
Organism: Lucilia sericata (common green bottle fly)
Lineage: Eukaryota; Metazoa; Arthropoda; Insecta; Diptera; Calliphoridae
Gene: neb
Product: kinesin-like protein KIF14
Exons: 5
Coding region: 131-3325 (1064 amino acids)
Biological process (GO): microtubule-based movement
Cellular component (GO): kinesin complex; microtubule
Molecular function (GO): ATP hydrolysis activity; ATP binding; microtubule motor activity
Source: RefSeq, a predicted model, not a curated record
AAGGUAUGGCAACACUAUGAUAUCAAAAAUAUUAAUGCGAAGUGAAUACAGCAAUGACAAUUUCAAGUUGAUAAUUCAAAUAUUAAGCGGUCAAUUUUUUUUUUGAAAAUCUGUAAAAUAUAUUUGCAACAUGAAUAACUCAAGUCACUAUAUGUCUCCGAAUAGAAUUAUAAAAAGCAAUUCUAAAGCAGUUUUUAGUGAGGGAAAGUCAACGUUGCGGGAUGGUGUUCUCCUGAACUGUGCACAAAAACGUUUAAAUACUAAUAUUAAUAGUGUUAAAAAUGAACUCGAUGAAUCAGAAUUAUUAAAAGAUUCUCCAAUUAUAUCGUCGCCAUCCACAUCACGUUGCAAAUCUAAAAAUUCUGUUAUAAAUGCUUGCUACACUCCAUCAUCUCUGUUUCGCAGUGCGAAUGCAUGUUCAACACCAAUUAGUGGACGAAGCACGAAGAAAUCUAAGCAAUGUCUCAUGAAUUCUAGUCGAAAAAAUAAUGAUGCUGAGGAUCGUUUAAAAGUCGCUGUACGCGUUAGACCAUUAAAUGCCAAGGAGUGUUUGAUUGCUUCUGUAUCUAAUAUUAUAAGGGUAAAUAACAACGAAGUAACUGUUUUGGUUGGCUCCAGUGCUGAUGCAUCAUCAGGUGUCAGCCACUCAUUUACAUAUGAUCAUGUUUUCUCCAGUUGCAAUCCUGAUUCGCCAGAUUAUGCGCAUCAAAAGGACGUUUUUUUAAAAACAGCACAGCCAUUAAUUGUUCGUUCUUUUGAAGGCUAUAACACAUGUCUUUUUGCAUAUGGCCAAACUGGUUCUGGAAAAUCGUAUAGCAUGAUGGGCAUUGACACACUGGAAAGCUUUGACAGACAAGAAAAACAUUUACACAGAGUUGAAAUGAAUGCUGAUGCGGGAAUAAUUCCAAGAUUUUGCCAUGAGCUUUUCCAGUAUAUAGAAAAUGGAAAAGAAAAAUUCCAUGCCGAAGUCGAAGUCAGUUAUUUUGAAAUUUAUAAUGAAAAAAUCCAUGAUCUACUUUGUGUUACACAAGACAUGGAAAACAGUACUAAUGGAAGACUUUUGGGGGGAACGCCAAUAAAAAUGAACAGAAAGGCUCUUAAGGUCCGCGAACAUCCCAUUUGGGGUCCAUAUGUCGUCGAUCUCAGUGUACAUCCAGUAGAUUCAUUUGAGGCCUUACGAAAUUGGUUAAUUGUUGGUAACUCCCAGCGUGCCACGGCAGCUACUGGAUUGAAUGACAAAAGCUCCCGUUCACAUUCUAUUUUUAAUAUAAUGCUUAAAAUAAAUAAAUCGGACUCCAUUGAAUGCAAGGGCAGCAAUAAAAUUGAGCAAUCUCGACGCAGUAAAAUAAGUCUUGUUGACUUAGCAGGCAGUGAACGUAUAAGUGGUUCGAGCAGUGAAAGAAUACGCGAGGGAGUACACAUCAAUAAAAGCCUCCUUACAUUAGGAAAGGUUAUAUCGGCACUUUCAGAUGAUCGAAAUAGUUCUGUAUUCGUACCAUAUAGAGAAAGCGUUCUUACGUGGCUUUUAAGGGAAAAUCUUGGAGGUAAUUCAAAAACAGUUAUGUUAGCAACCAUAUCUCCUGCAAGUAUUCAUGUAGAUGAAACACUGGCUACUCUAAGAUAUGCUUGCCAAGCUCGCCGCAUAGUAAAUAGAGUGAAAGUAAAUGAAUCUGAGCACGAUAAAGUAAUUAGAGAAUUAAAAUCUGAAGUUGAAAGGUUAAAAUCGUUGCACUAUGAAUACGAACGCCAGAAGCGGCAUUCUAUUAGUACAAAUGCAACUCCAAGAACAAUUGUAAUUGAGACUUCAAAUAUAAAUGAAACUGAAAUUGAGAGUCUAAGAGAACAGCUUUCAGAAAGAGAAAAAGAACUUCAGCUUGCACAAAAAUCAUGGAUGGAACGUUUGAAAGAGGCUGACGAUUUAAGAAAAUCUGGUCUACAUUUACUUAAGCGAAAAGGGCUUGCAAUAGAACUAGAUAAAGAACAGAAACAUGCUUGUCUGAUCAAUUUAACAGAAGAUCCAAUGCUAACUGAAACUCUAUUUUAUAUAAUACCAAGGGGAUGUGUGAAAAUUGGGCGAACAAGAUCUACCUUAAGUGGUACAAAACCAGAUAUAAUUCUUGAUGGACCACUCGUAGCUCACAAUCAUUGUAUUAUUGAAAAUAUAAAUGGCGAACUUUAUGUUACCCCAGAAAACGAAGAUUUUGAAACAUAUUUAAAUGGAGAAUUAGUCAAAAGUAAGAAACAAAUUUUUCAUGGAGAUCGGUUAGUUAUUGGAGGGUCUCAUUUUUUCCGAGUUUCUAAUCCUUUUUGUUCGCAGAAAGAGAAGAAAAAGAAAAUGGCUGACUUUUAUCAGGCCUAUCAGGAGGUACUUGAAACUCAGGAAGAAAAAUUACGUCUUGAAUUGGAGGAGGAGAAGCGAAUCGCAUUGUCUCACAUUGAAACGAACCGUAUUGAGCAUGAAAGAGAUGUUAAGGAGCGCAUGGAUAAAAUUGAAUUAGAGCAACUAAUGUUGAAAUGCAACAAGGAAAUUCUGGAAUCAGAGAGAAAAAUAAUUGAUGAAAACAAAAAUAAUUUAAAAACCAUGGAAUCGGAUAUGUUCUUAAUCAAGCCUGCGAAAAUUAAUGAAUCUAAACUGUAUGACGAAAUUAAUAAUAUUAUGCAACAACCAAGUCAAGGAAGCUUGCACAAAGUACAAUUAUUGGUGAAAGAAGCCACGCAACAUUGCCGCAAUCAUGGCUUAUUGUACGAAUUUAAACAGUCAAAAGUAAUUGACGAAUUUGGAAUAUUUCAGACUAAAAUAUUAAUAAUAGACAAAGGAAAUGAACUUAAGGCUGAAUGGCCUAUUGCCAGACUCGAAGUUUGGCUCGAAAGUAUUCGUGAACAAGAAAAUUGGAAUUCAAAAAACAUAUUCAAUUGUUUUGACAUUGAGUGGGAAAAAAUGGACAUUAGCUUAAAUGAUAGCGUUCAUGACUCACUCAAUGCUAGUCGAAUUAAUCUAAAUAUAAGUGCGUUUAAAGAAACUAUUUUAAAGGCAGAGAUUUCGAAACCACAACAAAUAAAUAAUUCGGCAAAUUACAAAACUAAUAAAGAAAUGGAUUUUGAAAAACUAGUAAAAGCACAUAUUCAAAAAAUCCAAUAUUCCACGAUAAAAUUAAGAGAUAUUUGUAAAAUACAUGAAAAUGACAAUAAUUUAGUGUAUAGCAAAGCAUCGCGAGUAUUAUCUGAAUCAAUAGAACGAUUAGAAUAUACAUUAAAUAUAAUGCAAACUUGUUUUGAUGAAGUUCAUUUGGAUAAUACAAAAAGUGUUCGAUUCCUAAUGGAUUGAAUUUAUAUAGAUUAAUAUGCUCAAAAUAAAACAUUAUAUUGUCAAGAAAGAUAA